CACUGUUAGUACGGGAAGAGCUGGUAGACGGUCAGCAUUGGUCUCAACCUACGUUUCUUUAAGCCUUCAAAGACGUACAGACUCUCGUGUGUACCGAAUAAACGUUUUCAAUCAUUCUCAAAUCGAUUCCAAGUGAAGUAGUGCCUGUGCCCCAUUUUGCUGUCUCUCUUUCUUUUUCGGAAAAUGAACCGCAAAAAAAUUCGGCUUUUCUUCAGUCGGGACUGUUAUUGAGACAAGCCAGGGGAAAUGUUUUUGUUUAUACUGGGGACAUUGACAGUUAUACCCGUGUUGCUAGGCAAUGGGGAUGUCUGUAAAGUUCUAAAUGAAGCGGAGGACAGAAAAGGGCCUUCCAGGCCCUGAAUAGGCACAGAUGGCCGCAGGGCUUGAGGCAGAGCCCGACACAGGGCCGGCCUCUCGUCAUGAAUCGGAUCUGUACACCAGGCCCGGCUGGGUUGACGCUGACGUUGCCUUGGCACAACUUGACCAGGAUAAGGCCAAUGGAGAUCGAGGAAUAUUAUGGAUCCGCAGCAGAAUUCAACGACAGUUGAAGUCUUUAGGCACUGUUCUUGAGGUGCAUGCGGGCAAGUUUCUCUUCGUCAGUAUCCUGGCUAUAGCGACCUUUUCCGUUGGUCUCAAGAGCAUGACCUUUCACACGGACAUCGAACUAUUAUGGGCAGAACCGUCUACUUCUCCCGAAUCAUCCCCCAAAGAGCUACUCUCCACCCACCAAAUGGUUGUCCAAACCGGUGUGGACCCUGACAUCGAUCUUCUCCAACCCCACGGUUUAUUGGAACACCUGCUUUUGGUUAAGAAAGCGACGGAAGUUAGCAUUAACAUGUUCGAUAUAUCUUGGAGACUAAAAGAUUUCUGUCAGUUACCGAGCAUUCCCAAUAUCGACGCGCAAUACAUCGAGCAAAUUUUCGAAAACAUGAUGCCAUGUUCGAUCGCAACACCGCUGGAUUGCUUCUGGGAAGGAUCUAAACUUCUUGGACCUGAGUUUCCAGUAUACAUACCAUAUGGUAUGGGAGACCAAAUCAAAUGGACGAACUUAGACCCAGAGCAAAUCAUCAAACGAUUAAAAACAAAAGAAUCGAAUUUCGAUUACCCUUUCUUGGAGGACUAUUUAAAACGAGCUGGCAUUACCACUGGUUACCAGCAGAAGCCUUGUCUAAACCCUCGAGAUCCAGACUGCCCUAAAACUUCCCCUAAUUACAAUUCAACCUCUCGUCUGGAUAUUGGAGCAGAGCUCACAGGCGGAUGUUAUGGUUUUGCUGCCAAAUACAUGCAUUGGCCUGAAGAUCUUAUUAUUGGUGGAACUAAAAAGAACAAAACCGGCCAUAUUAAGCAGGCCAAAGCACUGCAGACCGUCGUGCAACUCAUGGGCGAAAGAGAGCUCUUUGAAUUUUGGUCAGGGCAUUACAAAGUUCAUCAUAUUGGAUGGAACCAAGAAAAAGCUUCGUUGGUUUUAAACACUUGGCAAAAGAAAUUUGCUCAGGAAGUGAAAAGAUUAUCUGACUCAAAGAAAAGCUCAUCUUCGUCAUACCUGUUCAUCACGUUCUCUACGGCAAAUGUAAAUAAGAUACUCGAAGAAUACUCGAAAACAGAUACUAUUAAAAUCGGUUUAGUGAUAGCUGUCGUCGCGAUAUACGGGUGGAUAGUACAAUCUCCUCUAGCUGCCAUAGGAACUCUAGUAUUAGCCAGCACCGCAGCUGCUGCUUUAGGAGUGUGUAGCUUGAUAGGACUUCCAAUGAACCUCCUUAGUACCCACGUGUUGCCAUUUAUAACCGUCGGUCUCGCGAUGCGCGAGAUGUUCCUUCUUCUAAACGCGCAUACGAAAAACUUGGCUCCCUCCGAUAUUCUUUUACGAACUGGACCGAAUAUAGUGGCGGCCAUAUUGAUAAACUCGGCGUCAUUCUUGACCGCAGCAAUACUACCAGUGCCCGCCCUGAGAGUGUUUGCUUUGCAAUGCGCAGUCAUGGUGAUCUUCCACGGCGCAGCGCUGCUCAUAGUGUUUCCUUGUCUACUGGCUCUGGAACAGAGGUGUAGGAAAAGUGACGUGCCAUGUUUCAGGAGCGGAAACAAAGGCAAAACGGCAACGCAACACAAUAAUAACAACCCGGAGCAUGGAGCGAAUUUAUUGACAGCUGAAGUGAUAUGUCAGCAGAAAAGGAGCUUCGUGUCUUACUUUGCAAUGCGAUAUCUGAAGUCAGUGUUGCUACAACCAUUUGUAAAAGUGGUACUGUGUUUAACUUACGCCAUAUUGGUGAUAUUCUUCGUAUUCAAUGGGCUCCAUUUGAAGUUUGACGUUAGGUUAUCGACAUUUUUGCCGAGAAACACGCAGGAGUACAAAUAUCUUGAAGCGCAAAAUAAAUAUUUCGGAUUCUAUAACUUCUACUUGGUUACGACGGAACUGGAGUAUCCAGUCAACCAACCGUUGCUUUAUGAGUAUCACUCGUCGCUAUCUCAUGUACCUCACGUACUCAAAGACUCAAACGGAGGGCUGAAUAUGAACAACUUCUGGCUAGCCAACUUCCGAGAUUACUUGAUCGAUCUCCAGGAAGAAUUCGAUCACAGCAGAAGCACCCAUUGUUUGAACAGCGAGAAAUGGUUUCCCAACGCAACGGAAAAGGCAGUAUUAGCGUUCAAGCUCAUGGCGCAAACUGGUAUUAUUGAAUUUCCUGUAGAUAAAAGCCAGAUAUUAAAGAAAAGACUGGUCCACGAUGGUAUUAUUGACCCCAAAGCAUUUUACAAUUAUUUAUCUGCUUGGAAUAGCAACGAUCAAAUCUCUUAUUCGAGCAGUCAGGCCGAUCUGACUCCGAAACCUUUUGAGUAUUAUAGUUCGAAGGCAGAGCCCGAUCUGAAAAUACGACGGUCGCAGCCUUUAACUUACGCACAAAUGCCGUUCUACCUCAAAAACCUUAAGAGCACAGGCGACAUCAUCGCCACUUUAAGGCACAUCAAAGAUAUUUCGGAGGAAUUUAAUAGCAGGGGACUCAAAAAUUACCCUGUAGGACUUAUAUUCGCUUAUUUUAAUCAGUUCCUAUUAUUAGAUAGGUUAUUAGUAGCCCAAAUAGUGCUUACGUUAGCUGCAGCCGGACUAGUGUCCUGUCUGCUAGUAAGAUGGUCCAAACUAUGGUGUUCCUUAUUUAGUACCCUAAUAGCAAUGCUGCCUUUGUUAUUGGUCGACAUAAACGCUUUCAGCAGUACCAUGGGAGCUCUUCAUUUUAUUAUUGUAGGAAGAAACGUGUUUCUGAUAACAACUGGAUUCUUUAGUGCAUUAGGCAGCAGAGAGAAAAGGGUCAAGAUGUCGUUGGAAAUCAACGCUGACUCGAUAGUGAAAGGAGACCUAGGACUUCUGGUAUCGGUAUUAGUGCUUAUAAUGUCAGAUUUCGAAUUCAUCCGGGAUCACUUGUUCAUGUUCUUAAUCAUAUCCAUCGCAACUUCCUUUAUAAACUCCCUCACUUUCUUCCCUUUAAUGCUAGCUAUGGUUGGCCCUAAGUCAGAAAUCGUGCCUGUCGAUCACGAUGACAGGAUUUCAACCCCAUCACCUCCUACUCCUCCUCCAGUUAGAACUUUUCUCCCAGAAAAACCUAAAGUUUUCUCCAAACCUUCGCGUAGGAACCCUCCCAAUAAAGCCACAAGAGAAACAAGCCUGACGACCAUCACGGAGGAAAGCUGCAAUCAGAGCAUCGUUGUUGAGCCUCAAGUGACUGUAGAGUACAGUAGUCCGGAAUCGACUUCAAGCGGACCUUACACAACGAAAGUGACAGCUACAGCUAAUAUAAAAGUGGAACUAGUUACUCCAAUCUAUCGGAAUAAGUGCAGUAGUAAGUGUCAUAGGAGUCGAAGUUCCAAAUGCAACAGAACUAAACAAAAAACGGCGCCGCCAGCUCAGCAGCAAUGCAAGUGUUGCAAUAAAGAUUCGGACAGUGAUAGCACGCCAGAGACAGAACCUUGUCAGUCAAGCUAGCAUUUUUUCCUUUCUAUAGAUAUCUUUUCAAAACCAUUUUAAGCUUCUAUAUUCAACAAGACCUUAAUGUAUUUUUAAGAAAUUUUUGUAUAUAUGUGAAAAGAAAGUAUUAUAUUUCUUAAAUUUUAAACAAUGUACAAAAACGAAAUUAUCAAAUGUUUAAGUAUUAUCUGUAUCCUUAAGGCUGGUUCAUUGUUCUAGUGGUCCUAAAUAAAUAUUUUAUUUUUUUGGCAUUUCAAAAAUUAGAAAAGAUGACUAAUUAUUUUUAUGUUGAAACUGGAACAGACCACAAAAUUACCAACUUCAGCUAGCAUGAA
Molecule: messenger RNA, 4287 nt
Organism: Sitophilus oryzae (rice weevil)
Lineage: Eukaryota; Metazoa; Arthropoda; Insecta; Coleoptera; Curculionidae
Gene: ptc
Product: protein patched
Exons: 6
Coding region: 371-3970 (1199 amino acids)
Biological process (GO): smoothened signaling pathway
Cellular component (GO): plasma membrane
Molecular function (GO): smoothened binding; hedgehog family protein binding; hedgehog receptor activity
Source: RefSeq, a predicted model, not a curated record